Molecule: messenger RNA, 1176 nt
Organism: Knipowitschia caucasica
Lineage: Eukaryota; Metazoa; Chordata; Actinopteri; Gobiiformes; Gobiidae
Source: the annotation of a GenBank genome assembly
AUGUUUGAGAUGGGACAAAGACAGAGUGAUGCUGCCUUCAGGGGUCCUCAGGCGGGUUUGGAGAUGAUCCUUCUCUUCCUCUGGAACUCAGGCCUGGUUUGGACCUGGUUUGGAUCUGGUGUCGAAGCUCUGAUCCUCAGGAGACCAGUGUGGUACAUCUCCACUCCCCACACCUGGAGCCAGGCCCGGGACACCUGCAGGAGUGUCUACAACGGGGACCUUCUCACAGUCUCAUCAUGGUCCGAGCUGCUGCCAUUGGACCUGAGCAGGUAUUACUCGUGGCUCGGAGUUAUAUACCACGGCGACCACUGUCACUGGGAAUACGAAGGCAAUGACCACACAGAUGCCCAAUGGGUGCCCGUUGAACUCGCCCCUGACCAACCACAGAGCAAUGGAAGCAGCAAAUGUGUCCUCGCCCAAUACCAGACCGACAAAACGUUCCGGGCGCAUUGCUCUGAGAUGCACUUCUUCUACUGCUCGGGACCCGUCCUCCCGCCGGUCUUUGUUGCGCAGACAAAGACCCGCUCUGACGCUGAGGACUUCUGUGAGAACGCCGGUCUUCGUAUCAGCACGUUCCCCUCAAAGUCGAGCCCACAGUGGCCAGGAUCCCCCUUCUACAAACCCCAAGACUUGCCAGUCUGGAUCGGUCUUCACGGGGAUGGAGGGUCCUGGCGCUGGAGCGACGGCUCAGAGGCCGACUACAGGAAGUGGAGUCCAGACCUCAGCGCUCCUCCUGACGCCUCCUCUGGCUCUUGUGCCUCCACCUCGUCUCUGUCCAGAUUCAUGUCCGCUCAGAGCUGCUCAGAGUUCCUCCCGUUCCUCUGCUCCUCUCAUGACGUGGUGUUGGUGCUGGACCUCUUCAGAUGGGAGGAGGCGGUGGAGGUGUGUGACAGCCUCCCUCUCCCGGGCUCCUUCAGGCUCCUCCAGCAAGAAUAUCAUCUACAGCACAUGGACAAGAUCAAGAAUGUCCUGCAGUUCAGCACCACGACCAAGGUCUGGGUGGGGCAGCGGUACCUGGGUGGUUCCUGGUUCUGGUCACAUGGUGGCGCUGUCUCUCAGUCUGAGUGUCCUCAGUCUGAUCUUCACUGUGGAGCUCUCGUGAACAGCCAAUCAGGAGCCAUAGAACCCUGUGACUGCAGCCUGCGCCUCAAUGUGCUCUGCUCCAGAGAGCUGUAG